Molecule: messenger RNA, 1215 nt
Organism: Paramecium sonneborni
Lineage: Eukaryota; Ciliophora; Oligohymenophorea; Peniculida; Parameciidae
Source: the annotation of a GenBank genome assembly
AUGUAAGAAAUUUCAAAGUAAAAUCAAUAGAAAGUAGAUCAUCAUCUCAAACAUUUAUCAUUGUAACUUUAGAAUCAUUAGGGAAUCAAGAAAUUAAAUUAAUUAGGAUGUAUAUAAUGUUCAAGUGAAUACUAUGAAAAGAUUCAUAAUGCUGAAUUUGAAGAAGGAGAAGAGAUUAUUCGAAGUGGAGAGAUAGGGGAUUUAUUCUAUUUAUUAAUUGAAGGAGAAGUUGACGUUAAAAAAACUUAUUUUGGAACAGAAGCUUUGCUUAAUUUACCAUAUAUAUAGACUAUAAAAAGUGUGACAAAAACAAAAUUUGGAACAAUAAGCAAAUAUGAUUAUGAAGAUAUUAAAAGGAAAGCUAAGUUAAAGGAUCCAAAUGAGCAAUUAGAAUUCUUUAGACAAUCAUAAUUAUUUGGAUAAUUAUCUAAAGCAAUGAUAGAAAAAUUGCUAAAAAACUGUUAAAUAGAAAUAUUUGAUAAAAACUAGUUAGUAUAUUAUGAAGGAGAGCCAUCUUCAACAAUAUACUUGGUUAGAGAUGGUAUAUUUUAGUUGUAAAAGAAAAUGGUCGUUGGAAAUAGAUGGAAAAAUAUUACAAUUAGUGAAAUUGGAAUCUAUUAAUUAUUUGGUGACUUAGAAUGUUUAUUGAAUAAAUAAAGAUAUUUCACUGUUAAAUGUUUGAAAUAAGGUAGUUGUUACAAAAUUAGCAAUGAAGAUUUCUAUCAAAAAGUGAUAUCAGAUUAACCAAGUUCAGAAGCUUAAAGAUAUAUAAAUUAAUAUAUAAAGGCAUAGUUACUAAAUAGAACUGAAAGAAUUCAAAGAGUAACUGAGACUUUAGCUCAUAAUAGUGAAUAUUUGAUUGGUUUACCAGAAAUAAAGACAUCAAGCAAUAAAGAUUUAAGUCAAAUAGAAAUGAGAGUACUUGAUAAAACUCAUUCCAGAUAUGCACAAAUAUAUAAUCAAGCAUAUUAGAAAAGAGUUAAGGUUAGGUAUGCUACUAUACACAAAACUGAAGUUGCUGUUCCUAGAGUGACAUCAAAAAAUGAAUCGAUCCAUAAGACUAUUGUUGUUUCUAUAGAGAAACCAGCCAAAUAAUAUAUUUAUGAUGAAAUUAAAAUGCCUGAUAUUGUUUAAAGGAGGUAUCGAGAUUUCCUACCUAAGAGAAAAAAAGAUUUCUGGAUUAUUACUUAAAACAACAAAUCUUCCAUACUUUGA